AUGGCCGAAUGCUACGAUAUCGUUAUUGUAGGCGCUGGCCCGGUAGGGCUCAUGAUGUCAGCAUGCCUCUUGCGCUUGGGACCUUACAAAAUCAAGCACAUUGACCAACGGUCCGGGCCGACAGAGACUGGGCGCGCCAGUGGGAUCCAGGGGCGGACUCUCGAUGUGUUGCAAAAUCUGGAUCUCAAACGUGCCAUCAUGUCCUAUAACCCAGGCCGAAUCUACGAGGUUGCAUUCUGGGAUUCUUCUAAGGACGGGCCCGGAAUUCGACGCACGGGAACGGCGAAGAGUUAUCCUGACUACAUCGAUACCAGACAUCCAUUUUCUACUAUUAUCCACCAAGGCCUGAUUGAAAAGGUAUUCCUGGAUGAUCUAAGGGAACGAGGGGCUGAGGUCGAGAGGACGUGGACCAUCGCAGGGUUUAGGAAAGACCCGUGCAGAGAAUAUUCCAACCACCCACUGGUAGUGGAUCUCGUCAGCGCUGACGGUACAAGGCGAUUGACUGUACGAACGAAAUACUUGUUCGGUGCAGAUGGAGCACGAAGCCGAGUGAGAGAUCUUCUUGGGGUGCCGAUGUUGUCGAAAGAUCCAACAAUCCAUGUAUGGAGUGUCAUUGAUGGGGUGGUAAAAAGCGACUUCCCAGAUAUUCAGAUUAAAUGUACCGUCCAUUCGCCCAAAGGGUCAGCUAUGAUAAUUCCUCACGGAAACAACCGAGUUCGUAUUUAUGCUCAGAUCUAUCCCAAAGAUGGAGAGGAACCUCUCGCAUUUGCGACUGUGCCCAAGAUCCAGCAGGUGGCCAAUGAAAUUCUUGCUCCAUAUAAAGUGGAGUGGGAAAAAGUGGAGUGGCACUCUGCAUACCGAAUUGGACAAGGACUCGCUGCAAAAUAUUCGCUCGAUGAGCGAGUCUUUAUUGGCGGAGACGCAUGCCAUACCCACAGUCCUCAUCUCCUACAGCCCAAAGCCGGUCAGGGUAUGAACUAUGGUUUCCUAGAUGCACACAAUCUUGCGUGGAAACUGCACCUAGUUGAAGCUGGCUUUCUCCGCCGCUCCCUUCUGAAAACAUACGAAGGGGAAAGGAAGCUCGCAGCAGCAAAGCUGAUUGAGUUCGAUGCGACAUACGCAAACUUGUUUAGUUCUCAUCGGCCCAUUAGCGGUAAUAGUUCUGCUCCGAGCUCGGAAUUUGUCCAGGUAUUCAAGCAGAACUCGCUCUUGACGAGUGGUUACGGUGUCGAAUAUCCCGCCAACAGCCUGACCUGGGCUUCAACAAUUUGCUCGACCGACACAACAACCCUACGUCCGGGUCGCAGCUUACCUACCGCAACCGUAACAAGAGUUAUUGAUGCCCAUCCAGUCUACCUGGAACAGGAAAUCCCUUUCAACGGUAGCUAUCGGAUUUACAUAUUUGCGGGCAACCCCGUAACCACCUCGCAGGCGAUGUUUGAUCUCGCCGACCAUUUGCAGGCCAAGGGUAGCAUUUUCCACCGAUACCAGCGGAAGGACAUCGAUACCUCUUACGAGGGGAGACACAAUCCCCACUCCCCAUUUUUCACCUUUUCGAUUGUCUUUCAUGCACCACGAUCAACAAUUGAGAUCCAGGAGAGACUUCCGUACUAUUUCGCCUGCUAUAGACACCACGUUUAUGCGGAUGAUCGUGAAUCGUCGCGGGUAGCUGAGAUUGCAGAGAGUAACGCUCACCGCAAGAUGGGCUUCGAUGCGGACAGGGGUGGUAUAGUCGUCGUACGCCCCGAUGGGUAUGUUGGGUGUAUCUUAGAGCUCACUGAUGGACGAGCGAGUGCUUCAGCUCUGAACGAUUAUUUUGAGGCAUUCGUGCCACCAACGGAACAUGGUGCCGUGGCGCCAAGGCUAUAAAACUACGCCAUAGGUGGUGUGAGAAAUUGAGGUGGUGGGAGCGCUCAAUGAGCAGGAUAUUGAAAGAUUAGAUAGCACUAUUAAGGCCUUCAUGAGCACAUUUCCAUCUAGGAGAUCUCCUUCAGUCUGGAUUAUGUAAUAAAAAACAAAUCAAAGAGAAAAAAAAAAGUUACACGAGGGCACGCCUAGAGUAAAACUAUUGGCUCCCAGGAAAAUGAGGAAAGGAAAAGGCGAAACCAAAGAGGAGGUAUAACAAUACAGUCGAGAGAUUAUAAUUGCAUUCCCGAUUUGUAUGUAGCCAGUUCUGCGAAGUAACAUUCCAAAAUCUCCCUA
Molecule: messenger RNA, 2202 nt
Organism: Aspergillus piperis CBS 112811
Lineage: Eukaryota; Fungi; Ascomycota; Eurotiomycetes; Eurotiales; Aspergillaceae
Product: phenol 2-monooxygenase
Exons: 3
Coding region: 1-1869 (622 amino acids)
Molecular function (GO): FAD binding
Source: RefSeq, a predicted model, not a curated record